Messenger RNA from Helianthus annuus (common sunflower), 1149 nucleotides. Its product is annotated as F-box/LRR-repeat protein At4g29420. Bases 1 to 1149 code for a protein of 382 amino acids. The transcript has 2 exons. Lineage: Eukaryota; Viridiplantae; Streptophyta; Magnoliopsida; Asterales; Asteraceae. The record is from RefSeq and is a predicted model, not a curated record.
AUGGAAAAACUCCAUGACUCUCUACUUCUCCAAAUACUGAGUCGACUCGGCGACUCAGCCGACGUUGCUUGCUGCCGUGUGGCUUCCAAGUCUUUCAAUGCUGUGUUUCCAGAACUCCGAUCAAUUAAUCUUCGAUACACGAAUAUAUGGUCCAAGGAUUCAAGCUCUAUGGUUACAACUUCUUUCAAGACGGUUUUUCUGGAUCUUAUUUCCAAACUUCGAAUGGUUGAAUCUGUGUGUAUCGACGUUGAUGUUGAUCCCACCGAUGAAGAUUUUGCUAAGGAGUGGCUGCCUAAGGUUUCGAAAUCAUUGAAAUCGCUUUCAUUAUGUUUUCCUCCGUACGAUAUUCCCAAUGUUUUGCCGCUGAUUUCUGCGUAUUGUCGUAGUCUUGUUGAGUUACAUUUAGAUUUUGGACGGCUGUCUGUGGUCAACUUGAAUCCAAUGCCAAUGCUAACAAGUUUGACACUGGAAUUAACAAGAUUAGAAGACCAACACCUAACCGAGUUGAACACGUGUUUCCCUAAUCUUCAAGUUCUUAACUUAGUAGGUGUUAGAGAACUCAAAGAUCCAAAGAUCCACCUUCUCAACCUACAAACCUGCCAUGUGGUUGUAUAUGAUUAUCCGCCUUCUUUAACUCUAAUCACCCCCAAACUCAUCACACUCAAAAUUGAAUGUUUCGUGCCCGUUGCAAUUCAUGUUGAAGCUCCCAUGUUAUCUGACUUUCAUCUUAGCCUUAAUACCAUUAAACACGUCGUUGCGUUCAGCCCCAAGACGUUUGAGAAAUUAAAAACACUUUGGUUGGGCUGUUUAUAUACUGGCUCCUUACUUUCAGAAUUCCCGACUACAAAAACAGUAGAAACUCUGACAUUGGAUUCGCGAAACCAUGAACCAAGAGACGCCAGAGAUUCAAAGUUAACCAUAAGGAAGGUGUUCACAGUUUUCCCGAACGUGAGUUCUCUAUGCAUUUAUUCAGGUGCUUGGUCGGAGUUAGAAGCUUGUUUGAACGCAGAAGAUUGGGAAAUAUUGGAUGGGAGGAAAGGAUUGAAAACGAUCUGUGCAUAUUUGGACUUAGUUGACCCGUCGUUGACUUUCUCAUCUGUUGGACCAAUGUGUUGGCUUGACAGAUGUCUCGUUGCUCAUCCGUGGUGA